Molecule: messenger RNA, 1365 nt
Organism: Lotus japonicus
Lineage: Eukaryota; Viridiplantae; Streptophyta; Magnoliopsida; Fabales; Fabaceae
Product: guanylate kinase 3, chloroplastic
Exons: 2
Coding region: 95-961 (288 amino acids)
Biological process (GO): purine nucleotide metabolic process
Cellular component (GO): cytosol
Molecular function (GO): GMP kinase activity
Source: RefSeq, a predicted model, not a curated record
AUAUUUACUGUGUAUUUUUUUACCAACCCUCAUCUUCUUCUUCUUCCUCUACACAACACACUGUAUUCAUUCUUCGCUUCCUCUCCUCUGCUCCAUGUUUCGCAGGCUCCUCUAUUCCUCUGCCCCUCAUCUUCCAAUCCCACCAAAACCAACCAACCUCUACUCCUUCUCCCUCCCCAUUCUCAACUCCACCACCCACAACCGCUCCUUCCACACCACCGCCAAACUCCUCUCCUCAAUGGGCGACGCCCGGAGACCAUUAUCAGUCCCCAUCCCGACCGUCGACAAAGCCGACCGCUCCGAGCUCCUCCGCGCUCUCGAAGCCUCCCUCGGCUCCUCCUUCAGCUCGGAGCCUUUCUCUCCCAACCCCAACCCUCUUGUCAUCGUCAUCAGCGGCCCCAGCGGCGUCGGCAAAGACGCCGUCAUUUCCCGCCUCCGUGACGCCCGCCGUGGCCUCCACUUCGUCGUCACCGCCACCAGCCGCGCUAAACGCCCCGGCGAGGUUGAUGGGCAGGACUACUUCUUCGUCUCCAAGGAGGAGUUUCUGGGGAUGGUGGAGAAGGACGAGCUUCUGGAGUACGCGCUGGUGUAUGGUGACUACAAAGGGGUGCCGAAGCAGCAGAUCCGGGAGUACAUGGCAAAGGGGUGUGAUGUGGUUCUGAGGGUGGAUAUUCAGGGUGCUCACACGCUGAGGAAGGUGCUGGGGAAGUCGGCGGUGUUUGUGUUUUUGGUGGCGGAGAGUGAGAUGGCGAUGGUGGAGAGGCUGGUGGAGAGGAACACGGAGACGGCGGAGUCGUUGCUGGUGAGGAUUAGCACGGCGAGGGAGGAGAUGAAGCAUGUGAAGAAUUUUGAUUAUGUGGUGGUGAAUGCCAAGGGGAAGCUUGAGAAUGCUGUGAAGUUGGUGGACUCUAUCAUUGAUGCUGAGAAAGCUAAGGUCCGUCAAAGGACGCUUGUUUUAUAGUCUGCAUCAGUUUUUCUUCAAUCUUCUUGAUUUUAUGACAGCUAAUUAGCUGGGGAUGCUAGUAUAACUCCAUUCUGAAGGCUCUGUGUUUUGCCAAUUACAAACUUGGUACUUCCGUUGUUCCUUUCAUACAAUUGGUAUCAUCAUGCGCAUACUGUUAAUGUCUGUGGUGAUUCUUCCAGUACUCAUGCUGCUACAACAUUGAAGUUUUUACUAGGUUGAUAGAAGUUUUAAUUGCAACUUGUAAGUUGUUAUACAAUUUGUUAAAUUUAUUUGUUAAUCUGGUAGGAAAUAUUUAUGUAGGUAGCAUAUUGAAUUUAGUGAGUGAAACUGAAAAGUGAAAACAGUGAACUGAACUGUGACACAGAAAGCCUUUAUAGUUUAUACCUCAUGUUAUUCUUCUA